This is a messenger RNA of Metschnikowia bicuspidata var. bicuspidata NRRL YB-4993, 2071 nucleotides long. RefSeq lists its product as uncharacterized. The record is from RefSeq and is a predicted model, not a curated record. Lineage: Eukaryota; Fungi; Ascomycota; Pichiomycetes; Serinales; Metschnikowiaceae. The transcript has a single exon. The coding region runs from base 152 to 1954 and encodes 600 amino acids.
AGAACCCCAUGGGAUAAACUUUGGAAAGGACAAGAGAACUUUGAGCAAGAAGGAUUUGGGGAAAAGAGUCUUUGUUCCCUCUGAUCCCAAUUUGCCUUUGUUCGAUCAAUGGUUGGACAACACUGUGGGGCCGCUUAUCGAUGUGGUUUCCAUGCUGCCAGAGGAGCUCGCCGCGGGUCAGGUAGAGUUUUAUGAUGGACAAUAUGAGUUUUUUGAUGAACAAUGUGACGACUACGAAUACCAAAAUGGACUUGCCCCCACUUCUAUUCAAAGCGAGGCAAAUUUUGGCAUUCGUGAGAAACUCAACCGGAGUCGCUUCAAGAUGAAAAUUGGCGUCAAGACGGUUCUUAAAAAGACUCCAAAAUGGCCCCAGAAGUUCCGGGCCGCUAUCAAGGAUGGAAAUGGCUGGCGCUCUUUUUUUCCUGACAGAUACUUGCCAAAGCCCCGGGACUGGAGCGAGUUCUUUUCUGACGACGGAAGAUCAAAUUAUGAUGUGGAAUGGCCCUAUGAUUUCAAUCCGGUAGUGUACUACCAUGUCGAGAAUUUCUUGAAGGCGAGCAAAAAUCGGGCUACCGAGUCGGGGAGUAUUGACUUGGUGGAAUCAAAGGAAGAGAGCUUGGAAAAGGCAGAAGGCACUCAACCUCAAACUGAAAUUCAGGGUAAACACGAGGUCACUCAGGGCUCCCCUUGCAAUUCGGAACAAACGGCAAUCCCCAUUAUUCAAGAAGCAAAUUUGGGAAUUGAUGAAGGGGCAAGCAUAAAGACUUUCGCAGAUGUCGAGUCAAAUGGAAACCCUGGUUUCUGUGCUUCAGAAAUAAUCUUCUCCAAUGAAUGGGCCUCUUCCGAUGGAGCUGUUUCGUUAAAAAGUGGGAAGCUUUCUGCUCAUGAAUUUCUGCCAAAGGAAUUCAGGCUCAGAAGCAGGGGAAGCCUUCUUGAAGGAAACAACUCUAGUGUGAUUCUUUCACCCCUCAAUUCAGGGAUGUCCUUAAUUUCUCCUUUUCUAGACGAGAAUUUGGACAACAAAAGCUUCGGGACAGAAAGAUCAUUUUCCCCUAUGAAAACUUUGGAUGGCAAGACACCAGAGGAGCCAUUGAUCCCAAAAGCUGCCGACAACUUGCCAAAAUCCCAGGGAGACGAGGAACUUGGCGCUAUCAAAGGGCCGUCAAAGACGUUUACUCUCUUUUCAAAGAUGUUUUCUCUGAAAGCUGAUCUGAUUUCUGACAAGGCGGAACAAAAGGAUGGAGAUGUGAUCAGUCCGUCGGUCAAGUCUCAGACCCCCAAUACUGACACCACGCCCACAGGAACAAGCCAUGUUAACUCAAAAGAAUAUGAGUCGGUGGCCAGGGAAAACAGGCAAGCUGAUAAUUGCUAUUCAAGUAUCAUCGCUGGUGUUCUGAGCUCGAGCGAUCCUGUCCUCAGAAGCUUGAUUUUCGAAAAUGUGGAUAAAAGUGAGGUUAUUGAGGCAAUCUAUACUAAACCAAUCCAUCUUGUUCGCAAGUCUGGCCCACAGGUUGCUAAUGGUAUAGUUCAACGGUAUGUUGAAAAUAUCAAAGCAGGCGAGCUUGAAGCUCCUAACAAUAAUACUAUUGCCGGGAAUGACUUUGACAGAGAGACUGGUGAGUCUUGCUCUCCUGGAAAUGGUAUUUCAGGAAAGGAUACCGACUUGCCUGAAAACUUUAGUUCCCUCGAAAUUUCGAAGAACAUUGAGAAGGUUCAGGCCACCAAUGAGCUCAACAAACCGCAAUCAGCUUUCGUGGGUGCUUCUCAAUUGGAGAACGUUUCUGAUCUUGGGUUUAAAGCCAUUGAGUUUAACAACAAGCAUAAAGAAAGCUUUUCCAAUGCUGAAGAAAAAAGAAGCCUCGGGGAUGUUUCUUCCAAGAAUUUGGCAAAAGAGUCCAACGGCUAUGUUGAUGUUCCUAGAAGUGAGACUUUUGAUCUCAAAACGGACGAAUAAUCUUUCAAGAAUGUCCUGACUCUUGUUUUGGACCAUGCUGUUUCUGAAACAUUGAAUACAACGAUGCCUGUUCUGAAAAUCUCAGAAUUGAGCUGCGCGUCGUCGCCACAAGUUCAG